GCGCAGAGAAGACGCCGCGGAAAAAGAUAGGAAGGAGGGAGAGGGGAAAACAGUUAGAAAAGAGAAGAAAUAACAACAUGGAGACAAACAGCGUGGUUAGUUCCUGUGUGAAACUGUCCGCUGGUGUUGGGCUGUAGCUCUCCUCCUUUGACGCACAGCUGCUCCGUUAUGUCGGACAAUCUGAGGAGAAAAACGUCAGGGAAUGGGGGAAAUCUUCAGAAAUCCUGCUGCUAAACUGCGCCGUGCUGUCUAAAUAUCUUCUAAACUGGGGAUGGUGCUGCUGUAAACGAGGAGCGCCCCAAAACUCGUCGUGAUCUCCAACCCAGGCCACGCUCAAAGUUUUUUUUUCUUCCAUUUUUGUCAGCUGAAGGGGAAAUUUUGCUGCAUUGAAUUCCUCUGGACGGGAUGUCAUCCGCAGUCAGGACGAAUUCCUCUGGCUGACUGAUCCUACAGUGUAGCAGGGCUCCAGAGAGAGAGAAGAUGGGAGAUGCGACAGAUGACAGAGGGAUGAGGAGGACCUUCAUCGUCCCUGCCAUCAAGAGCUUCGAUCACUACGACUUCACCAGGGCCAAGAUCUCCUGCAGCCUGACGUGGCUGGUGGCCAAGGCAUUCGGCUCGGACGCAGUCCCAGAGGACCUGGUGGAGCCUCUCUACAGGGACCAGUACAAGCAGGAGCACCUGAAGCCUCCGGUGGCCUGCCUGCUGCAGUCCGCUGAGCUCUACUGCCGGGCGGGGAGCCUGAUCCUCCGCAGUGAUGCGGUCAAACCGUUACUGGGACACAACGCUGUCAUCCAGGCCCUGGCUCAGAAAGGCCUGUACGUCACUGACCAGGACCGCCUGGUCACAGAGAGAGACCUGACCAGCACGCCCAUACACAUGAGUUCCCACCUGGCGCUCAUUGAUACCCUGAUGAUGGCGUACACUGUGGAGAUGGUGAGUGUGGAGAGGGUGAUGUCGUGCAUCAACAGGUACUCCUCCGCCGACCCCUCACACGGUGACGGACACAUUCAGGAGCUGCCGUAUGACACAGAGGAUGCUAUCGCCACAUGGAUCAACAAGGUGACUGAAUACUUAAGGGACAUACUUGUUGAAGAGCAAAAGCUGAGAGAAGCUUCCAUUCAGGAGUCAAACUCAACAACCAACAAAGCUCGCUACAGGCGGGAGCAGGCCCAGCAGAGGAGCGCUCCGUCACUCCCCCUGGUGGAGAACCUGCUGAAGGACAACACAGACGGCUGUGCCCUGACCGCCCUGCUGCACUUCUACUGCCCACAGGCCAUCAGACUGGAAGAUAUCUGCCUCAAGGAGACUAUGUCUUUGGCUGACAGUCUGUACAACCUCCAGCUGGUGCAGGAGUUCUGCAGGAACAACCUCAACCACUGCUGCCACUUCAGCCUGGGGGACAUGCUCUAUGCACAUGCAUCCAUAAAGAGUAACUACCUGGUGUUUAUGGCUGAGCUUUUCUGGUGGUUUGAAGUGGUAAAACCCUCAUUUGUACAGCCCAGAGUCUUCGAUCCAAACGCCUGUGAGCCUGUGUCCUCCUGUAGACAUAUGGCUCCUGUGUCCAGUCCUGUCAAACAGAGCUAUGCAGACAGACCUGACAGCCCAGAGAACAUCCCUUCACAGGGUAUAAUGAAGAGGUGUACCUCCAUGUCCUACGUGGAUGGCUGUGUUGGGACAUGGCCCAAAGAACAUCGCAGCUCCUCCUCACGGGGAAUCUCCUUUGAGAUUCCUCUGGACGGAGAACCCACUCUGCCGUCCGGCGGCAUGACCCGCUCUGCCAGCAGUGACGGCCUGGGGUUCAAAGUUCACUAUGCAUCUCGAGGGAGCAUGAAACGCCACCUCUCCCUCAUGCCUGUUGAUGUAAAUGGACAGAGCAGACACAUACCAGAGGAGGAUGAUGAGUUCACUUCCCAGAAAUCCCUGGGGCGGAACAACACGUUCUGCAUCAAGAACCAAAGCAGGUACUCCAAUGGAGUCCUCCCUGAAAGCAACCAUAGCCACAACGAUCACCAUGGCAACCACAGUGGCCACAUCAGCCCAUCCUCCCCCCCGAGCAUCGAGGAGGCGCUGAAGAUUAUCCACAAUACGGAGAGGCCUCACGCCUGCCUCGGGUCCGGGGACGGAGACGAUGGCUUCUUCCUCCAUGGUGCGGAGCCGUCAGACCCUCCGGGGGCUCACGGUCCAGGAGACGACCUGGGACCAGCUAAGGCUCGGCCAAACGACCACGACCCCAACUCCCUGUCCACCGAUGAAGUGGACACGGGCAUCCACGUGAGGACAGAGGACAUCCAGAGCUUGGAUGAGGACUCCUCCUCUCUGAGAGACUACUCAGAAAUUGACCAAGACUGUGAGGCCAUGACCCAGUCCUGUCCGCUGCCUGACCAGCCGGAGAGGGAGAGGGAGAGGGAGAGGAGCCGGCCCGGAGGAGGGGAGGGGGUCGGUCAGACUAACCCCGAGGGUGGGAGGGGGGACGGUGGGGACAGCCCCUGUCCCAGUACAGCACCCACCAUCCACAGAUCCCACACACUGAGCCCCGCCUCGUCCUGCGGGGGCUCUGGGGCCAUGGUCCGUAUGACGAGCUUUGCAGAGCAGAAGUUCAGGAAGCUGGAGGGAAGGAGCAGCGGAGGAACAACCCCAGAGAGUUCAGACCUCAAUGUGCCGUACACACACCCGCCAAAAAGCCUUUCUGCUCAGAUAUCUACACCCCCUUUGCCAAUCACAUCUCCCUCUCCAGCAACGCCUUCCCCCAGAGACCCCUCCCACCUGAUAGCCACAGAGAUGAUUCAGCUGAGGAUGAAGCUGGAGGAGAAACGUAGAGCCAUUGAAGCCCAGAAGAAGAAGGUGGAAGCAGCGUUCACCCGCCAUCGCCAGAAGAUGGGCAGAACAGCCUUUUUGAAUGUAGUAAGAAGAAAAGGGAUCACUGCCCCCCUCAGCCCCAGCUCAGCGGCAGCAGAAGCCCCUUCCCCAGAGCCACUAUCAGCCUCAAAGGAAACCAGGCAGGGCAGCAUGGAGGGGGCGGAGAGAUGCAAGCCAGAUGGAGCAGCGCCUAGAUCCCCCUGUGAGGAUGGAGCAGGAAUGUCUCCAGGAGAAAUCGACCUUACAGAAUACACGCGCUCCAUCGAUAGGCUGAACACGUCGCUGGGCUUCCUGCAGACAGAGAUGCAGCGUCUGGCCCAGCAGCAGGAGAGGAUCAUGUCCAUGAGAGAGCAACAGCAGCAAUCCUGGGUCAUCCCUCCUCCUGCUCCAUCUCCACACAGGCAGCUCCGUGAGUUGCGCAGCAGCAGUGUUACAGGCCGGGGGUCAGGUCGAGGCUCGGUUGGGUCUUUGUCCCCCAUCCUCUCUUCUUCAGGCUCUCCCCACGCUCCCAACCGUUCCCCUGCUGGCCUAAAGCGGCGGCCGGCCUCCUUCCACGCCAGGACUCCUCGGACUCCACGGCCAAACGAUCUGAAGGUCACGCCCUUCAGUCGAAUGCUCAACACCCAGACCUCAGUGGACAGCCUACCCAGACUGAGGCGUUUCAACCCCAGCCAGAACCAGAACAGCUCGUUUGCUUACCUGGGCCACGAUGAGGGGCCUCCUAAAAACAACGAAAGCACUAAGGACAAAGAAGAGGAUGUGGAGAGGAAGAGUGCUGGCACUCCUCAAGCUACUAAUAUUGAAGCAGCCAAAGAGAGGGAAGAUGAGGGGGAAAGAAAGACUCGUUUGAAGCCAUCAGGCUCCUCAGAGGUGGUGAAGGAGCCUCCAUCUGACCUGAGACCAGCAGGAAGACCUCCCCUUGGUCAGGAGAUGGCGGGAGAGGGAGAGGGAGAGGCAGGAGCAGACAUGUAUGGAGAAGACCAAAAGAUAUGCUGUGGAUUCUUCUUUAAGGAUGAUGUGAAAGGGGAAGAAGACAUGGCAGCAAAGAAAGCAGCUCUGCUGGAGAAGAGGCUGAGGAGGGAGAAGGAGACUCAGGAGAAGAAGCAGGAGCAGGAGCUGGACCAGGAGCAGAAGAGGGAAGCUGCACGGUUGAAAGCAGAGGAGGACCAGCUGAAGAAGGAUGACGAUAAGGCGAGGAAGGAAUACAUCAAAUAUGAAUACUUGAGGAGGAAGCAACUCAAGCUGAUGGAGGACAUGGACGACGUCAUCAAGCCCCGAACAGGAAGUCUCAAGAAGAAGCCGAGACCCAAGUCCAUCCACAGGGACGUCGUGGAGUCUGCGCCCCCCAUGAGAGCGACAGGGGUGCGUCCUCGAGGAUUCUCAGUAUCAAGUGUUUCUUUGGCAUCUCUCAAUCUGGCUGACAAUGACAAGGAUCUGCCAAAUAACAAAAAGAAUAACAGGCCGGACUCUGCAGAAGGCUUUUCUUCUUGUCCUUCGACUAUUAGUCGUAACGGAGAGAAGGAUUGGGAAGAUGACUCCACCACCUCUUCCAAUCCCUCCAACAAUGAGUACACAGGACCCAAACUAUACAAGGAGCCGAGUGCCAAGUCUAACAAGCACAUCAUCCAGAAUGCCCUGGCUCACUGCUGCCUGGCUGGCAAGGUCAACGAAGGGCAGAAGAACAAGAUUCUUGAUGAAAUGGAGAAAUCUGAAGCCAAUAACUUCCUGGUGUUGUUCCGUGACGCGGGUUGCCAGUUCAGGUCUGUGUACACCUACUGCCCCGAGACGGAGGAGAUCACCAAACUGGCCGGCAUCGGGCCGAGGAGCAUCACGACCAAGAUGAUCGAGGGCCUGUACAAGUACAACUCAGACAGGAAGCAGUUCAGUCAGAUCCCAGCCAAAACCAUGUCCGCCAGUGUGGACGCCAUCACUAUCGCCAGCCAUCUGUGGCAAACCAAGAAGCAGGGGACGCCCAAAAAACUACACACUAAGUAGCGCCAGAUGGCCGGCCAAUAUUUGGACAAGCUUCUCUGGAAUUUGUGGAUUUUGCUUUUUCAUUAAAAGGACUCACAAUCCCACUGUCACAAAUCACAACUGGAAUGUAGAACACGAGUGGGCCUCACAGACGUUGUUGUUACAGAGUUGGUUAUUAUGCUCUGGACUACCUUUAUGGGGCACAAGUGUACUCGUCAGCAUGUGUAUUGAUGUUCCCAUGUGCCAAAAAAAGAGAAGAAAAUCAUAGGCGGACCAAUGCCUUACCUAGUUGAACCACUGAAGCACUGAAUGUCACGCCUCAGAAAGAGGCAGUUUGGUUUCUAUAAGUUGUGUGGCCUUAUGCUUGUUUUGUGUCAAAUGGAUGCGCUGUGAGUGUUGUUGUCAUUUGUCAGCGCCUGUUUGAAGAGGUUGUGUGUACUCACAGGUCUGGGAUCAGAUUAUGCCCCCCUCAAACCCAUGUUGUCAAAAGGGUGGUCUGCCUGAUCUGUGAUCAGGUAGAGGAGGAGUUUUUGAUGAGAGUUUCGCUGCUAUUAAGGCGCGUUUUUUUCUUUUUUUACAUGUGACUGAAAAUCGUAUAAACAGCUAAAACUUGUGUAUGUGUGUGUACAGUGAAGUGCCAAGACGAGUGUGAAAAAAACCUCAGUUGGUGAUUGCAAUGACUUUCCAAAAGAGUAUUGAGUACAUGGAGUACUGUACCAUGAAACAAUUCUGGAAAGCACUUGCAAUAUACUCUUAAUUUAUUUCAUUUUGAUAAUGCUUUGAAGACAUUUUAAAAGCGACUUAGAUUUUAUUCAGAGAAACAUAAUUUACAGUACACAUAAAAGGUAAAUUAGUUUGUAUAUGAUCCAUUCAAAACUCCACUUGUAGCUUUUCAGUAGCUUUUUUAAUGUAUCACGUGUGUGUGUCCAUGUGUUGUCGUUUGUGGCCUUUAAUUGUGCUACAAAUGCAAAAAGUGUGAUCACUCACCGUUAUCACUAAUAGGACUAUCAUUAGUAGUAGAAUAGACUGAAUUCCCACUCUGUGUCAGCAGUCUGUGCAAUUUAAGAGUUAUUUAAAUAAUCACCAUUUGACCAUGUUGCAGUUGGAACUAACAAAUACUGAAAAAUACACUUUAUUGUGGACAUUGAUGUAAUUAUUAGAUCAUGAUUACCCUUAAAGUAGUCCACAAUUGUAAAUAAAUGAAUUCACCUAUAGCACUUCAGAUCCUGUCCACUGUCGUUGAGGCGCUUUUGCUUCAGGACCUUCAUGCUUGUUGCUUCACUUUUAUUACUGUUACUUUUUUUAAUCACAGGUUACUUCAGUAUGUGUUGACACUGUACAUAUAUAUAUUUUGGCAUAUAGAAAUAUUUUUUGUAAUGACAUUGAUGUGUUGGAGGUUUGUACUAAUGAACCAGUACAGUUGUUGAAGGGUGCGAGUUAAAAGCAAAGGCAUGGUAUAUAAAGUCUAAACGACUCUUUAUUGUGGUAUUGUAUGCAAAUCCAUUAAGUAUACUGAGAAAAACAUAGUAUUUUUUUCCAACUCUGAAUUCAUUUUUUCUUGCAAUUUACAAAAUAUGCUCAAGUGUUCAUGGAUUUUCAUUGUUUUUCUAUUACUUUGAGCUUAAUUAAAAUGCCAGCUAUCAA
Molecule: messenger RNA, 6474 nt
Organism: Trematomus bernacchii (emerald rockcod)
Lineage: Eukaryota; Metazoa; Chordata; Actinopteri; Perciformes; Nototheniidae
Gene: camsap2b
Product: calmodulin regulated spectrin-associated protein family, member 2b
Exons: 21
Coding region: 481-4851 (1456 amino acids)
Biological process (GO): cytoplasmic microtubule organization; negative regulation of microtubule depolymerization; neuron projection development
Cellular component (GO): microtubule minus-end
Molecular function (GO): spectrin binding; calmodulin binding; microtubule minus-end binding
Source: RefSeq, a predicted model, not a curated record